This is a messenger RNA of Gossypium arboreum, 727 nucleotides long. RefSeq names its product egg cell-secreted protein 1.1-like. Gene Ontology annotation, biological process: double fertilization forming a zygote and endosperm. The transcript has a single exon. The coding region runs from base 136 to 582 and encodes 148 amino acids. Lineage: Eukaryota; Viridiplantae; Streptophyta; Magnoliopsida; Malvales; Malvaceae. The record is from RefSeq and is a predicted model, not a curated record.
UUAAACCAAUAUUUAAUCCCCAAUUAACACCCAUUUACGCAAAAUCCCAUCAACUUCCAUAGUAAUUAUACAAUUAAUCAUAUUAACUCUUUCAUGAACUGUUGAUAGAGUUGAAUUCCUAUAUAAACCUACCAUAUGCUAUCUCCACCAACAUCUCAUCCAAUCUUGUUCUGCAUUAUCAUCAAGCUUCUAAAAAUGGCCAACACUUUCAAGCUUUUUUCAACACUCACUCUUCUGUUUUUAGCCCUGCCAAUGGCAUCUUCAUUGGAAACCUCGAAGCUAACCCUUCAAUCUCGACUCAAUGCCGACUCCCCGAGUUGCUGGGAAUCACUGACCCAGAUUCAAUCGUGCACUGGAGAAGUCAUCUUGUUUUUCCUCAACGGUGAAACCUACCUCGGGGAUUCAUGCUGCCACGCUAUUCAUACGGUUAGCCACCAGUGCUGGCCGAACAUGCUUGAAACACUAGGGUAUACCACGGAAGAAGGUGACAUACUUGAAGGAUACUGUGAUCAUGAAACUUACAAGUCUCCGCCGUCUGUGAAGGCUAGCGUGGUUGCUCCGGCGAAUGAUAUGCUUCCUUGAAUGGAUGGCUUUCUCAUUCGUGAAUAAAUUUUACCAUGUUUUAUGUGUCUUUUUCUGCAAUGGUUUCAGGGUGUCUUUGUUCUCUCUUCUUUUCACGUUGUUUGUAAGUCGGGAGCUAUUAAUGAAAUAGUUUUUCAUUACCAAA